AUGGAAGGUUUUCUGAUUCUUGGUUCGGAGAAUGCUGUAACAGCCGGAGAUAAACAUAAAGGUGAAAAAUUAACCAAUCCAUGUCUUGGAAGUGCUGCAAGGAGAAAGCUUGCAGACAUUAGCAAUGUGCCACAAAAAUCUAGGCCCUCAUUUCAAGGGGAGAAACCACAAUCUCUUUCAAGAACUACUAAAGAGUAUAUUGCCCAGAUCCAAAAGGAACACGUGGCUCUAGUAACGAUGCUGGCACAGAGAAACAAAAUCAUUGAACAGAGUGGGAUUGAGUUAGAAAGACUGCGAGUGAACCUGCUUAAAAUGCAGGAACAGAAUCAACAACUUGCCCAGUCCAACACUAAAAUGCUCACGGAAUUAAAUUCAGGUAAAGAUCGGUUGAGAGCAUUACAACAUGAGCUUGGAUGCAAAAAUGGUUUGCUCAGAGCAAGACAGUUGCAGUUCGAGGAAAAAGAAAGAAUGAAACCUUGCCAAAACGUUGAUGCUGAGGUGAAGUUGAUCAAAUGUGAAGAUCCAGGCAAGUCCUUGAUAGAAGAUAGAGGAGAUCGAAGACCUCAAAAUACGAGGAAGAGGUCACAAUCAUACAGAUCAUCCGAUCAAGUCCAGUCUGUGAGUAAGACUGAAAAGAAAAGAUCCUCUGUGAGGAGGCAAUCUGCCAGGUUUAAAGCUGAAGAAAAAAAGCCUGCUGAGGAUUUGUUCGAGAUAUGUGAUGCCAGAUUUCCAGUAUGUUCGUUGCCUGAUAAUACAGUCCUGGAAAAUGAUUCAAUUUCAGCAAGUGCAGCAGUAAAAAAUGAAGUAAAGGAAUGCGUUUCUGCACCAAGAUAUGAACCUCAAAAGUUUGGAAGAUCAUCUCUCGGCAGGCCAUCACGCCAAGCAGCCAUAAAGGUCCAAUCUUACAAGGAAAUUCCACUAAAUGUCAAAAUGCGCAGAUAA
Messenger RNA from Fraxinus pennsylvanica, 942 nucleotides. Lineage: Eukaryota; Viridiplantae; Streptophyta; Magnoliopsida; Lamiales; Oleaceae. The record is from the annotation of a GenBank genome assembly.